This is a messenger RNA of Drosophila montana, 1508 nucleotides long. RefSeq names its product TWIK-related acid-sensitive K[+] channel 7 (gene Task7). Gene Ontology annotation, biological process: stabilization of membrane potential; potassium ion transmembrane transport. Gene Ontology annotation, cellular component: plasma membrane. Lineage: Eukaryota; Metazoa; Arthropoda; Insecta; Diptera; Drosophilidae. Gene Ontology annotation, molecular function: outward rectifier potassium channel activity; potassium ion leak channel activity. The transcript is spliced from 6 exons. Bases 277 to 1296 code for a protein of 339 amino acids. The record is from RefSeq and is a predicted model, not a curated record.
UUUUCCCGCAAAGCGUAUCGGUUUACGGUUAAUUAAAUAAAAGUAUAUUUUGUUGGAAAUAUAAAACACAGUGUGAUCAUAAUGGUGUUACAUGUGAAAAUUGUAAGCCCAGCACUGCACUGAGCUUUGAAGCCAGGAGAAUAUAGUAAAGCGUUGAAUCUUAAACUGUUCGUGUGUAUGUGUACGCAAGUAUAUCGAUUUCUGCAGAAUCCUUGGCAGCAUCCACUACAGAGGCAUCCAUAAGCAAGCGAUAUAAAAUUUGUUGUCCAUUGCGCCAUGAAGCGUCAGAACGUUAGAACCCUGUCGCUGGUGGUGUGCACAUUUACCUAUUUGCUCAUCGGAGCGGCAGUCUUUGACUCGCUUGAAUCACAAACUGAAGCAAAGCGUUGGGAAUUUUUGCAAGCGAUAAAGAAUAAUUUCGUUGAGAAAUACAAUGUGAGUGCAGAAGACUACCGGAUGAUCGAAAUAGUAAUAAUAGAGAACAAACCACACAAGGCGGGACCUCAGUGGAAAUUCGCUGGCGCAUUUUAUUUCGCCACUGUGGUGCUAGCAAUGAUUGGAUAUGGGCACUCCACGCCAACCACUGUGGCCGGAAAGUUAUUUACAAUGUUCUAUGCGAUGGUGGGCAUUCCCCUUGGGUUGGUUAUGUUCCAGUCCAUUGGUGAGCGUUUGAACAAGUUUGCGUCCGUGAUAAUUAGACGCGCAAAGCGGGCAAGUGGAGCGCGAUGCACUGACGCCACUGAAAUGAACCUGAUGUUGGCCACUGGAAUGCUCUCCUCGAUUAUUAUAACGACCGGAGCAGCUGUUUUCUCUCGCUAUGAGGGCUGGAGCUACUUUGACAGCUUUUACUAUUGCUUUGUCACGCUGACCACUAUUGGUUUUGGAGACUAUGUGGCCCUCCAAAAUGACCAGGCGCUGACGAACAAGCCCGGAUAUGUGGCCCUAAGCUUAGUAUUUAUACUGUUUGGACUAGCAGUGGUAGCCGCCAGUAUUAACCUGCUUGUACUACGAUUCAUGACAAUGCAAGCCGAAGACGCCAAGAGGGACGAACAGGAUGCCCAAAAUCUUGCUGCUGGCAACCAGCCACUCACAUUUGAUGACGAGUCUACGUACAACAUGCACGGGAAGCUCUUGGAAAACAACUACACGACCGAAAACGAUGAGACGGUGUCCCUGUGCUCUUGCACAUGCAUGGGUGGGACACGGUGUUUAAACCACGAGCAAUUUGUUGAUCCGGAUUUCCAGCCGAUGGAUAUAAUUGAAAGCACUCUUUGUCUGAAGCGUGCAUCCGUUUAAUAGAUUCGGCAUCGGCAAAUUCCGGCAGUCAAAUGAACAUACAUAUGUAUAUGCCAAAUUCUUCUAGUGAUAAUACAGAGUCUGGCCUCUGCAGAGGCUGCCAAAUUAUAUCUGUUUUUGAGAGACCCACGUAGAGAACCCAACCACCAUAAGUAGAUGUAUUCCUCAGUUCUAAAUAUAGAAAAAUAGAAGCUAAUCCUUCAAAAUAUAAA